This is a messenger RNA of Vigna umbellata (rice bean), 2864 nucleotides long. NCBI's taxonomy places the organism in Eukaryota, Viridiplantae, Streptophyta, Magnoliopsida, Fabales, Fabaceae. The record is from RefSeq and is a predicted model, not a curated record.
AUCCGUGCAUUUCGCAGUCCACACAAACGAACUCUCUUUUCCUUAAAAACAACUUUCCCUCUUUCUGGUUCUUCUUCAUCCUCCUUUUUCCCCAUGUCGGGGAUUCGUCUAUUGAGUUUUGCGGUUACAUUUUUCGAAACAGAUUGAAAAAAUAAAAAAGCAUGAAACCGUUCAUCAUGCUUGUUUGAUUCUAUUAUACGAUAGAAAUAUAAGAUAUAUUAAUAAUCGAGGGUGAUAAUUGUGUAGAAGGAAGAAAAGGAGAUGGAUCGAAGAAACAUUUUGUUAUCGGCGCUGAGCGUUGGGGUGGGUGUAGGAGUGGGGAUUGGGUUGUCCUCCGGACAAGGCCUUCCCAAAUGGGGUGUUAAUGGUAAUUCUUCCUCAGACGGCGUUACUCCGGAGAACCUCGAACAUGAAAUGCUACGAAUGGUCGUGGAUGGCAGAGAAACCAAUGUCACUUUCGAUCAAUUCCCUUUUUAUCUUAGGGAGCAGACAAGGGUAACGCUAACAAGUGCUGCUUAUGUUCAUUUGAAGAAUGCGGAGGUUUCCAGACAUACACGGAAUCUUGCUCCUGCAAGCCGGACUAUCAUGCUUUCAGGGCCAGCGGAGCUUUAUCAACAAGUGCUUGCCAAAGCUUUAGCCCACUACUUUGAGGCGAAGUUGCUUCUGUUAGAUCUCACUGACUUUUCAUUGAAGAUUCAGAAUAAAUAUGGUUAUGCCAACAAUCGAUCGAUUUUCAAAAGGUCUACCUCAGAGACAACUUUGGAGCGGAUAUCCGACCUAUUUGAAUCAUUUUCAAUCUUUUCACAAAAAGAAGAACUUAAAGGGACAAUCCACAGGCAACCCAGUGGAGUGGACCUUCGGUCAACGGAAUCUGAAAGAUUGUAUAAUCCUUCUAAGAUUCGUAGGAAUGCGUCUGCCUCUGCAAAUAUCAGUAACCUUGCUUUGCAAAGCAAUACUACAAAUUCAGCCCCUCAGAAAAACAUAACGAACUUGCCUUUUGAUGAAAAGCUUCUUGUACAAACUCUUUAUAAGGUUCUGGUUUAUGUAUCAAAAACCUAUCCUAUUGUUCUAUAUUUGCGGGAUGUUGACAAGUUAUUAUAUAGAUCACAACGGAUAUAUAACCUAUUCCAGAAAAUGUUGAAUAAACUGUAUGGACGAAUUUUGAUUCUUGGCUCACGAGUUUUGGAUUCUGGAAGUGACUACAAAGAAGUGGAUGAAAGACUUUCUUCCGUCUUCCCCUACAACAUAGAAAUCAGUCCCCCAGAAGAUGAAUAUUAUCAUGUCAGCUGGAAGUCUCAAUUUGAAGAGAACAUGAAGACGAUACAGACUCAGGAUAAUAGGAACCAUAUCAUGGAAGUGCUUGCAGCCAAUGAUCUUUAUUGUGAUGACCUGGGUUCCAUCUGUGUGGCAGAUACAAUGGCUUUCAGUGACCAUAUAGAAGAGAUCGUCGUGUCAGCAAUUUCCCAUCAUUUAAUGAAUAACAUAGAUCCUGAAUACAGAAAUGGCAAACUAGUUAUUCCUUGUAGCAGCUUGUCCCAUGCAUGGGGUAUAUUCCAGGAGGGGAAAUUCAGUACAAGAGAUACAUUAAAAUUAGAAGCCCAGGCAGUUACGACUGAGCCGAGAGAAGAAGCUGUUGUGAAGCCAGAAACAGCGUCAGAAAAACCUGCUCCUGAAAUAAAGGCUGAAGCAGAUACAUCAAUUUCAGUGGGAACAACUGACGGUGAAAAUGUACUUCCUGCAUCAAAAGUUGAAGUUCCCCCUGACAAUGAGUUUGAGAAGCGAAUAAGGCCUGAGGUAAUACCAGCAAACGAAAUUGGUGUAAAAUUCUCUGAUGUUGGUGCCUUAGAUGAGACCAAAGAAUCGCUUCAAGAACUAGUUAUGCUUCCUCUUCGAAGGCCAGACCUUUUCCGCGGAGGCCUUCUAAAGCCUUGUAAAGGAAUAUUGCUUUUUGGACCUCCUGGCACAGGGAAGACAAUGCUGGCAAAGGCCAUUGCAAACGAAGCUGGAGCAAGUUUCAUUAAUGUAUCCAUGUCCACCGUCACCUCUAAAUGGUUUGGUGAAGAUGAGAAGAAUGUUCGAGCUUUGUUCACUCUGGCAGCCAAGGUCUCCCCAACUAUUAUAUUUGUUGAUGAGGUUGAUAGUAUGCUGGGGCAACGUACCAGAGUCGGAGAGCAUGAAGCCAUGCGGAAAAUAAAGAAUGAGUUUAUGACACUUUGGGAUGGACUAAUGACAAAUCCAGCAGAGCGUAUCCUUGUUCUUGCUGCGACCAAUAGGCCGUUUGACCUGGAUGAAGCAAUAAUUAGGAGAUUUGAAAGGAGAAUAAUGGUGGGGAUGCCAAGCUUGGAGAACCGGGAAAAAAUUUUGAGGACUCUUUUGCGAAGAGAAAAGGUGGACAAGAAAUUUGAUUUUAAGGAACUCGCAACUAUGACAGAAGGAUACAGCGGAAGUGAUCUCAAGAACUUGUGUACAACUGCUGCUUACAGACCUGUUAGAGAGUUAAUUCAACAAGAGAGACUAAAAAUGCUGGAGAAAAGGCAGAAAGGUGUUGAAGAACAGAAUAACAAUGUCCAAGAAGUACCGGGAAAUCAAUCUACAGUGGGAAAUAUCCAAGAUGCUUUGGAAGCAAAAGAGGAAGUUAAACAGGAAAGAGUAAUUUCCCUUAGACCUUUGAACAUGCAAGACUUCAAAGAGGCUAGGAGUCAGGUUUCCGCAAGCUACGCAGCUGAGGGGGCUGGAAUGAGUGAGUUAAAGCAGUGGAAUGAAAUGUAUGGGGAAGGAGGUUCAAGGAAGCGAGAGCAAUUAUCUUACUUCCUGUGAAAGUUUUUAGGGAAGAAACAAAUCGUAGUUGCAUCCCUUCUAGUUGG